Pelodiscus sinensis (Chinese soft-shelled turtle) is the source of this 1845-nucleotide messenger RNA. It is a transcript of the gene HGD, whose product is annotated as homogentisate 1,2-dioxygenase. The record is from RefSeq and is a predicted model, not a curated record. Gene Ontology annotation, molecular function: homogentisate 1,2-dioxygenase activity. Lineage: Eukaryota; Metazoa; Chordata; Testudines; Trionychidae. Gene Ontology annotation, biological process: L-phenylalanine catabolic process. Gene Ontology annotation, cellular component: cytoplasm.
CUUUUGGACUUUCUCACUUGCAGGGCAUUUAGUUUGCAAUCAGCCUGGCUUUCUCCCUGCAGCCGCUCCAACAAGAAAAUCAGCAAGAAGAGUUUGUUUUCAGGAGCCCACAACAGAGCAUUUUGGCCAAACAUCUCAUUCAUUUUUGUAUUUGCCCAAGCAAGUCAGCAAAGUGAGGAAAAUGGCAGAAUUGAAGAGCUGAUACAGCCUGGGCAGUGGCAGGGAAGUUUCCCAUAUGGUGCCCUGACUGCGACUGUUGGGGUGUGUGUCCUGAGCAAAUGAAGGUGUGAUUGUAGUACAGGAGCUUUACUCUAGCUAGCACCUGUAACAAUUGGAAAGCUAUGGUGAUAUGAACCUGGGACAAGCUAGCAACCCACUACAUGCCAGGAUUUGGGAAUGAAUGUGCCUCUGAAGAUCCACGCUGCCCUGGAGCUUUACCUGAAGGACAGAAUAACCCUCAGGUCUGCCCAUAUGGUCUGUAUGCAGAACAGCUUUCGGGCUCUGCCUUCACCUGCCCUAGGUCCACCAAUAAGAGAAGCUGGCUGUAUAGAAUUCUACCCUCUGUCUGUCACAAGCCCUUUGAACCCAUAGAUCAAGGACACCUGACACACAACUGGGAUGAAGUGGAGGCUGAACCCAACCAGUUGAGAUGGAAGCCUUUUGUGAUCCCGAAAGCUUCUGAAAAAAAACUGGACUUCGUGAGCGGGUUGCACACAUUGUGUGGAGCUGGGGAACCCAAGUCACGCAAUGGGAUUGCCAUCCACAUCUUCACCUGUAACACCCCCAUGAUCAAUAGGUGCUUCUACAAUUCAGAUGGUGACUUCCUGAUUGUACCGCAGCAAGGCAAGCUGCUGAUCACCACUGAGUUUGGCAAAUUGCUGGUGGAGCCCAAUGAGAUCUGUGUCAUUCAGCAAGGGAUGCGUUUCAGCGUGGAGGUGUUCGGAGACACCAGAGGCUAUAUCCUAGAGGUGUAUGGUGCACAUUUCGAGCUGCCUGACCUGGGACCCAUUGGGGCCAAUGGUCUAGCUAACCCACGCGAUUUCUUAGUACCAGUUGCCUGGUAUGAAGAUUGCCAAGUACCAGGUGACUACACAGUGAUCAGCAAGUACCAGGGCAAGCUGUUUUCAGCCCAACAGGAUUUCUCCCCAUUCAAUGUGGUGGCCUGGCAUGGGAACUAUACACCAUACAAAUACAAUCUGGACAACUUUAUGGUCAUCAAUGCUGUUGCUUUUGACCAUGUGGACCCCUCUAUUUUCACUGUCUUGACGGCCAAGUCAACACGACCUGGAGUAGCACUUGCUGACUUUGUCAUCUUCCCACCCCGAUGGGGAGUGGCUAACAACACCUUCCGGCCACCUUAUUACCACAGGAACUGCAUGAGUGAGUUCAUGGGGCUGAUCAAAGGGCACUAUGAAGCGAAGGAAGAAGGGUUCCAGCCAGGAGGGGGCAGCCUGCACAGCAUGAUGAUUCCCCAUGGUCCAGAUGCUGAGUGUUUUGAGAAGGCAAGCAAAGCCAAGCUAGAGCCUGAGAGAGUUGCAGAAGGCACCAUGGCCUUCAUGUUCGAGUCCUCCUUUAGCAUGGCUGUUACCAAGUGGGGCCUGAAGACCUCCAACUGUCUAGAUAAGACCUAUUACAAGUGCUGGGAACCACUGAAAAGCCAUUUUACUCUCAGCUGCAAGUAAACAGAAGUGAGCUGCUUGUGCACUCUCAGGCCAGUCACAGUGAUGGAAAACAAUCAGUGAUACUUAUCUGGCUGGCAAAGGAACACACAUCUGUCAAUACAAGGAGCACCACUGCACUGCAGUCAUUUCAACAGCCACCAAUUAAAUGAAUUACUCUUGCAAA